GCAGAAUAUAAUUCUUUUGCCCUAAAUCGAUCCACAAAAAUUCCAGACCACCAAGCGACUGACCACAACUACGAGAGGCAGCUCUCCAGCGACCACUCCGGCGACUGAGCAACAACCACUCCAACGACUGAGCAGCGACCACUCCAGCGACUGAGCAGCUCCAAGAGGCACCACUGCAGAUGGACUUCAAAUCUUCCUUUUGUAUCAAGAAUUUCAUCAUACACAAACAAGAACUUCAAUCCUUAUCCUCCUCUUUCUCCUCAUCGUCAGAGCCCUAUAAUCGGAGCUCUCAAUCCUCAGUUAUACGACUAUUCGCCGACGUAUACUGAAAACCCUAAUUUCAAGAUUUCUAAGCGGUGGCACUUGGGCUAUUCUCACCACCACCACGAUGACCACCGUGAUCUCUAGUCAGGCGAGAAGAUUUUCCGGUUAGGUCUUGCCGCCGAUAUUGGAUUAGAUUUUCCAGUCAGGCGAGGAGUUUAUCUUGUUCCUUCUUUUGGUUGUUUCAUCAAUGUUGUGUCUAAGUUUUUUCUAUUCACAGGCUAUACCGUAUAACAAAGAGGGCAGGGGAAAGACAGGCAGUGGAUUGAUAGCGGUUGGUAAUAACCAUUGAUCUUUUUCAUCAACAAUUAAAAGCUGAGUUGUAGUUCAUAUUGACUAUGCAAAUCAUCAGUGCUUUGCUUACAUGAAAAAUUGGAGAAGUGUUUCUGAAUUGAAACUUGAGAGCAAGAGUGACGCCCUGCAAUUUGAGAUGUUACUAAAUGCUUAUUGUUAUACACUUUUAGCUAGGCUAAGGUGUCUUUUUUUAUGGGAGUAUUAUUAUAAAACUUAUAGUUGCAAAAUGAUUCAUAAAUUCUAACUCUUAACAUCCUUGGCAUACUUCUACUGUCAUGACACCCAUUUGUAUAUGGUUGUAAUGAGAUAUGUGGGACUGAGUUUUACAUGCUCUCUUAACAGCUCAAUUUUUAUUCAGUGAAUGUUGUGGUUCCUUUUGUAUGAAUGUACGUAGAUCCAUAUCUUUGGGCCUUUUCAAUUUCUUAUUUUCUCCUACAAUUCAUUGGCUUUCUUUUUCUUUAUGGUUGCAUUGACUUGCUUAUAUUCCAGGAUAAUCAGACUUUCUGUUGUACCCAAGAAGUCUGAACUUGAGAAAUUAUGCAUCUAGAUCGCUAAAUAUAGCUGUCAUUAUACCAUUCGUAAACAAGGUAUUUGUUGACACGGGUUAGUUUCUUUGCUUUUAUACGAUUGGAUGCUUGGUGUCUUUGUUGUUUGACAGGUUUAUCAUAUAUCUGCUGGCUGGUGCACUAUGUGGGCAUAAAUUGUGCAUUUCAAUUUAUUUAAAUUACAGCCAAGACGAAUUGGGUGUUCUUAUUGCCUUUUUUACAGUUUAGAUUUUAUUGGGUGCAUUUCAACGUUGGCGUGCUUACUCUUAUAAUUGUGUGCAUCAUGCUGCCUCUUUUUUUUUUUGGGUUCUUUAUAUGUUCCUUUAGGAGAUGUCUCUUAGUCUAUUUUAUACACCUUAUGCCUCAGCAUUUCAUGUCUUUUUUCUCCCCCUUUUUUGUUUCUCCCUCUUUUUUGUCCUCAAGAUAGGGGCUGUGAGUGAUUCUUCUCCUUGUCAUUUCACCACCAUGCCAAGCUAUUAUUGUUUUGUUUCUCUCCUCAAAAUCAUAAACUAUUCACAACCCCCUAGCCCAAGAGAAACAAAGAGGAGAAGAAAACCAAUUGCAUGGAGGAGAACAUGGGAAAAAGAAGCCAUGGAGAAGAAAUGGUGCUCUAUCUAUUGGCACUUGGCUGCUGAAAAUCUGUUACCCUUGAUAUGGGUUUCGUGAAAACUAGAUUCCUGACAUGUUUGCUUAUAAUUGAUCAAUGCAGGGAUGCAAACACCUGAGGGGGAGGAGAGUUGGCUCCUAUCUGUAUCUUGAUGUAACUAUUGAUGUUGGUUGAAUUUCUUGAUAUGUGUUUGUCGACAAAUACAUACGUGUCAUCUUGAAGUAGCUGAAGUCUUUAUACAUACAGGUCCAUCCUAAUGAUAUUGGCUGCAAAUGCAGCAAUAGGGAUAGUCACUGAAACAAAUGCUGGAAAGGCUCUUGAGGAGCCCUGCUAGGAGGAGGAAGGUUGUGUGUGGUGGUCAGUUUGAUUAUACAGAUCCUAGAUAGUGCCAUGGUUUUAUGUAGUGGUUCAUGUCCAACAUUGUGGUUCAAAUCCUGGUACUGAUGUAUUGAGCUUUGAGAUGGUAUUUCAAGACAUGGAGCUGAACUACUGGAACUGUUCAAGUUGAGGAGACAUUAAAUGUAAUUAGAGAUGGUU
Messenger RNA from Ilex paraguariensis (yerba mate), 2304 nucleotides. The record is from the annotation of a GenBank genome assembly. NCBI's taxonomy places the organism in Eukaryota, Viridiplantae, Streptophyta, Magnoliopsida, Aquifoliales, Aquifoliaceae.